AUGUUGGCGACAAUUCCGACGGACAUCCUCUUCGAAAUUGUAGCUCAUCUCGAGCUCUCUGAUGCUGUUUCCCUGACUCUGACCUGUACCGGUCUCCGCCAAUUGGCCUCUGAGCGCAACUUCUGGAUUCUCAUUCUCAACUCGGCGCGAAUAAGCACCCCAAUCGGCUGUCCUGCGCUAUUAGAUCUCUCGAUAUACCCUCUCUCAAAACUAAAGCACCUCGCUCUAUCCCAACUCACGCUCGAGCAAACUUGGUCCGCGCAACACCCCCAACUACGACCAAUUCGACCCUUCCAAGCGGCCAACCUUCCUGAGCCUGCGAUCAUCAUACAUAGCGUGCAGGGCACGGAUGUCUUGAUCCUACACGUGCCAAACACCGGGGAGAUUUACUGUUGGGACAAGCGUGAAGCGCGCCUUUUCCCUGGUGUCACCCACCGGAUUCCGACGAGUGGGAGCAUUACUUCGGUCUCGGUGCCAAAUGACUCUGACGGUCUGUCGCGUGAGUCGGUCGCGGUAAUUGUCAGAAGUUGGGGGUUUCUGGUUACUUACUGGCAAUACAUCAUCACCGUACGACACAAAAACGGCAAAGCAACUGCGCUGGAAUACGAGGCAUCCGAAAUUACUAGGUCUCCGGAUUUCAGUGGACUCGGGUGUCUUUUUUUCGACCCCCAUGUCACUGGAUGUCUGACCAUUGACUCGGCUUUGAACGUCUGGCUAUCGACUGCAGCACGCGAUCAUAGCCCUAACAAUAAUGCUGUCACCUAUGAAAGGGUUGCGCAGUUGUACAACAACUCCGGCCAGAUUGCAUCCUGCUGCUUCACCUACCGCGGGCAUAUCUACAAUACCCUAGAGGUACCCGGCGGACAGUCGUUCAGAAUCUUUCACCUCUCGCGACAAUUGGUUCAGUCGAAGCACCAAAUACCAUCUACACACGACGUUUACCAGUACACCGUGGCUAUCGAGGGCGGGAACACACAGAUGGAAAACGCUGAAAGCAUAUGCUUUAACCUCCCCACCUCGCCGCAAUACGGCAUCUGUGCCGUGUUUGUCCGCUCCGACGAUCUCACUGUUUGGUUUACCUUUGUGCCUUGCGCGCCUGCGACCACCGAAAGCGCGGUUACCUCUCCACUUGACUUUCCUUUCAACGCGCUGGUCGCCAAGAUUUCAGGGGUGUUGGUGAACAGAGUGCUUGUUUGGCUGGACCACAGUGGACACAACCUUGCGGCGGUCAUCCGGCGACCUGAUGGGCCGAGGCUGACAUUGGUGCGCUACCACCCAGGCAAUGAACGACGACCUGCGACCACCUCAGAGCAUUGGCUCCAGACUCCCGCGGGCAUCGAUCUUCUAGCAACCAAGUCGUGCUGCAUUGACGAUACAUCCGGGACCGUCCAUCUCGUGGACCAGGACGCAGUCUUCCACACUUUAAACUACGUCUAG
Molecule: messenger RNA, 1437 nt
Organism: Mycena indigotica
Lineage: Eukaryota; Fungi; Basidiomycota; Agaricomycetes; Agaricales; Mycenaceae
Product: AGC/PKA protein kinase
Exons: 4
Coding region: 1-1437 (478 amino acids)
Molecular function (GO): protein binding
Source: RefSeq, a predicted model, not a curated record